AUGACAGCCACAGCUACACCGACGAAUCAAGCAGUAUCAGAAUGGGUUAAAAUAUUUCCUCGACAAGCUACAGAAAAUUACACAAGCUCUGUAACUUUCAUGAAACAGUUGACGGUUGUGGCUGUAAGUACUUUAACGUAUUUAAAAAAUGCAUUCCCCGAAGAUAGUUACACGGCAGAAUCUUUUGGAGGUGUUAAAUUAAGGAUUCUUAAGAAAAAAUGUCGUGAUGAAGUUGCCCAAUUUUUAAGUACGGCUCUGACACAAGCUUUUGAAGCAUUUGAUAAGAAAUAUUUACAUAAAUUAGCUCUUUGUUUUUAUGAAGACGAAUGUAAGCUUGAAAAUUUAAUCGAGUACCACAUUUUUGAGUAUUCGUAUAAAGACGAUGGGGUGACGAUGAAUGUUCACUCCAAAAAUCGGGACAAUGUCAAACAUACUAUGAAAUAUUCUUUUGAAAAUUUGAGGGAGCGGACUAUCCACCUAAUACGGGCUUGUGUGGUCAUUAUGCAAACCUGUCAAAAUGAGUUGCCUUCGUCUUACGACAUCAGUAUUCGACUUUACUACAAUGAAGAUGCUCCGGUAGACUACCAAGCCCCAGGUUACCUGAACUCUACAGAAGACCAUCUCUCUGUUGGUGACACCAUGAAUCUUGGUUAUGUGGAGACGCGUUUCCAUCGCCUUCAGGCGAAGUCCUAUAUACGGGACCAUCUUAGGGCCAGCCAUGAAGCUAUUCCAUCUCAAAACCCACCCAUGAUUUCCAACGAUAUGGACUUGUCUGGUUCGGGCAUUCGUUCGUUGUCGGAGAAUGAGAUGCAAGUGGUGUGCUCCUGCAACAAGACCGAUGUAGAGGAAGGAGACAUGCUUACUUGCCAAUACUGCAACACGUCCCAGCACGCCGCGUGCUACGGCGUGCGGGCUCGCGACGCGGCGCGCCACUGCUGCGUGGCGUGCUCCGACGCCGACGCGGCGCGCGCGCCCGCCGACGCGCACCUCGCCGCGCUCGUCGGCCGCAAGCGAGAGAGUCUAUCAAUAUUCCGGCGCACGCUGGCGCACUGCGCGCGCGCGGCGCGGGUCAGCGCCGGCGCGCUGGCGCAGCGCUUCCGCGUGUCGGACGCGAACGCGCUCAAACUGAUGAAACUCCUGUACUCGCACCAGAUUGUUGCUAAGGACCCGGAUCUUGACGCUUCGCCCCAAACAAUAAUGGGUGAUCAAUUGAAAUUAACAAAAUCUAAAUACUUUAAUACAAAAGAAGAAAAUAUAAUAGAUCGUCUUCUAGCUGAAACGUUUUCUCAAGAAAGUGUAUCUGACCCACUAACAGAUGUACUGAGCCCUUUAGAAAAGGUGAGUAUUAAUGUACCACAGGAAAAAAAUGUAUAUUUCGAUGAUCCUACAUUAAAAGAAUAUCGCGAUGCGUUACCAACAGACAAUAUAGAGGAACCAGAGACAAACAUAGCACAGACAGUUAAGAGAUCUGUCAAAAGAAAAAUAAAUAAUGAUAAACCUGUUUUAAGAACUGGUGUUAGGACGAAACGUACGAGGGCUUUGCCU
This is a messenger RNA of Brenthis ino (lesser marbled fritillary), 1545 nucleotides long. The record is from the annotation of a GenBank genome assembly. Lineage: Eukaryota; Metazoa; Arthropoda; Insecta; Lepidoptera; Nymphalidae.